Messenger RNA from Octodon degus (degu), 1378 nucleotides. Its product is annotated as CD209 antigen-like protein E. The coding region runs from base 34 to 645 and encodes 203 amino acids. Lineage: Eukaryota; Metazoa; Chordata; Mammalia; Rodentia; Octodontidae. The record is from RefSeq and is a predicted model, not a curated record. The transcript is spliced from 6 exons.
AGUGGUCCUGAGCACCAAGGGACAGCAGUGAACAUGCAUAUCUCAAAGGAAGUAAGGGAGGAGCAUCUCGGCCCCCUGGGGUGCCUGGACCAUAGUCCCAUCCUCCUGCUUCUGCAGCUGCUGUCUCUUGUUCUCUUGACUGGACUCCUGGUGGCCAUCCUUGUCCCAGGACCCUGGGCUGUCAGAACCCAGCAGCAAGAGAACAUCUACGAAGAAAUAGCCCAGCUGCAGCUUAAAGUAGGCCGCCUCUGCCGCCCCUGCCCCUGGGACUGGAAAUUCUUCCGGAGAAACUGUUACUUCUUCUCCAAGUCCAAACGGACCUGGAACGACUCUGUGACGGCCUGCGAGAAAGCGGGAGCGAAACUGGUCAUCAUCAACAGCACGGAAGAACAGAGCUUCCUACAGACUUCUAAGACUGCUGCCUGGAUGGGGCUCUCAGACCUGAAAGAAGCAGGCAAAUGGCAAUGGAUGGAUGGAUCUCCUCUGCACUCCAGCUUAAGGCAGUACUUGAAACCAGGGGAACCAAACAAGACAAAGGAAGAGAAUUGUGUAGAAUUAACAGACGAUGGCUGGAGCAAUGAGAGGUGUAUGCUUGAGAAGUUCUGGAUCUGCAAGAAGCACGCAGACAACUGCCCCAGCAAGUGAGGUCUCCUCUCUCCCCAGCGCCUGUGCUCAAACAACCCUGCCAAGUCGCAGACAACUACCCACAUUUAUUCCAGCCUCUUUUCCUCUGUGGGCAUUGCGUUCUUAACAAUAGCUCUGGGACUCUUCUUUGUAAGAUUGCUCAUCCUCUAUGGAACUGGAAUAUUGUCAAGCUUCUUCCUGUGCCUUUCUCCUUGUGUAGACAGAGGUCUGUGUCACUGUGUGUGACCCUCAUGCCUCUGAGACAUUAUCCCACCCCUGCAAACUUCAUCUGCUCCAAUGCUGUCCCCCUGCCCUCACCUCUUUGCUUCUGGGGACUUUUCCUGAUUGAAGUAGCUCUGCCCACAGGCUGGAAGCAGUGAAGGAUCAAUACCCCAUCGAUCAAAGACAGUCACCAGUUAAUGUAUGAAGCCCCACUCCCUCCUUACUUGGGGACAGAGGACAUGAUGUGGGCCUCCAAGAUUUCACUACAGGAAGGACAAGUUUCUCCAGCUUCUUGAAUUAGUAGAGAAGCUUUCACUUGUCAGCCCUUCCCUCCUAGACUUCGUUGUGGGAGCCGAUUUCUCCAAAGCCUGCCUGCUUCUUGGCUUAGAUCCCUUAUAUAAAGGAUGGGGAUCUGGAUAGGGAAGGCCAUUGAGGUUCCAGAGCUCCCUGUGAGGUCAGAUACAACUGCUGAGAGGCCAUGUCUGCUGGAAUUAUCCCUGUGUCCAUUCCUGCUCCCAUCUGGUGCAAAAAG